AGAUUCUAAAAACCCUACCUCACCCCUCAAUUCUAAACCCUAAGUCUAGAAUAGUUAACUCUAGAGAUAUAAAUGUAUUUUAUCCUUCAUUAAAAGUGAGUAUAAAAGUGGGGUUAGUGUAAACAUGAAAAGUGGUACUAUGAAUGUGGUAUUUGUGAGAAUUUCCCAAAACUUUUCUACAAUUUCAAAUCAUUACUAAAUAUAAUAAUCUCAAAGGGUACUGAUCUUAAAAUAAAAUUAAAAUUUUCAUGAUUUGAAUCACCUAAAAUCAUAAGUUUCUAUUCUUUUGUGUUCUAUUCUCGUCAAAAAGUUGAAACUGAUGUACAUAUCAGUUUUUGGGUUGACUGCUUCACAAUAUUUGGCAUUUUUGCUAUAUUUUAUGCAUAUCAUUUUAAAUAUUUAAAUCGGUGUUAUUUUAUGUAUUUUAUAUAAAUAUAAAGACGAAUCACAUAUCUACUAAUAUUUAAUAACAUUUUGGCGACAUAGCUAUUUUCUGGUUGGUUCUCGUUCUGUAACUAAAAUAAAAUAUAUACGCAAAAUACAAAGGCGGAUAACCUAGCACGCAGUGUCAGGAAACAAACGUCUUUCGUCGUUCACAUGGAUCAAUAUCUCCCGGUGUGGUUUACAGAGUCAAUAUGAGUCUGUAAUGUUGUCGACAAAAAAAAAAAAAUUUACAUGUAAUAAAUUUUUAAUAUCUGGAGAAAGUGGCAGACCAUACCAAGAUUAAUUUAUAAGCGAACACUUUUUUUUUGGUUCAAAUAAGCUAACACUUUCUUUCUGUUUUAUUGCUGUUUUGAUUAAAUUAUAAGACAUGUAUAUAUUUGAUAAUACAAACGAUAUCUUCUGUUUUGAGUGAGGCAAUAAUAUAAUGGUUAUUGCAUGUUACAUGUAACCAACCACUUACAAUCCUUGACAGUUUGCAAAAUCAAUCAGAUCAUAACAAAUUCUACUUUAGUAAUAGUUUUAUCAAAAUAAUGAUUCUGUCGUUUUCUUCCCUCUUUGUAGUAAAAAAUAAAUUAGCCAGUCUCAACCAAAUUCGCCUAUUAAAACCCUAGCACUUUCUCCACAUUCUUUCACACAAAACAUCACAAGCUUUGCAAAGAGAGAGUGUUUAGUGUUUUCUUAUAACUUAUAUAAUACAAAACCCUUAUAACCCAACUCAUAUAUUCAUCAAUGGCUUUUUCUAAGAUUGCUCUCCUCCUCAUUUUGAAUGUCAUUUUCUUCACCUUGGUUAGCUCGAAUCCAGUCCCUUACCGCAAACCCACUUGUAAAAAUGCUCUUAAAUAUAAGGUGUGUGCCAAUGUGUUGGAUUUGGUUAAGGUUUCUCUACCACAAAGAUCCAAAUGUUGCGGACUUAUCAAAGGUCUAGUUGAUCUCGAAGCUGCGGUUUGUCUUUACACCGCCUUAAAAGCUGAUCUCCUUGGCCUCAAACUAAACGUUCCCAUUUCAUUGAGUGUUAUCUUAAACCAGUGUGGUAAGAAGGUUCCAUCUGGUUUUAAAUGUGCCUAGAGGUUGCACAGUUUUAAACCGAGACGCUAAACCAUUGCUUCAAAAGUUCGUUUCUUGUUUAGAGAUUUCUAUUUGUUUCUACCAGUAUCCAUAGUUGUAAUUUUUACAAGUUUAAUCAAUGAAAUAAGAAGUUUUGGUUAAAAAAAAAUUAAAAUCAAACGUUGCUUAUUCUUUUUAAUUAACGGAUUCUCUUAAGCGUUACGUGUUAUUACAGUACUGUUCCAUGAACCUUUUAAACUUAACAACAAACAUGAAAUAGAUGCAACGGAUUGAAUAUUUCAAUUAUUAGAUUCUUAUUAGCACGUACUUAAUCUUGCAUGCCAUCAUGGUUUACUCUGUCACUGUCGCCACAUAUUAACCAUUUGAAAAUUAAUAAUCAGAGGAGCAUGAUUUUAAUGAUUCAAUGAGACCCAACCAGCAAAUAAUUAAACCACCAACACAAGUACAAUUUUUAAAGGAAAAAGGUAUUAUUAGUUGUUCCAUUUCCAAAAUUUAGAUAAAAUUACUAGAAAGACUGAUGCCCUAAAUAUCAAAGAAAUAAAAAAACAUGAACUGAACAUAAAUGAAUAAAGCUAAAGAAGAAAAGUUAUUACGAGUAAAAAUAAAAAUAAAAUAAUUUUAGGCUAAUCUAGAUGAUUAAGUAAUUCAGAAAAUUAAAGCAUACAAUUUGUAGAUAGGAAUAAAUGGAAUGAUUAGCAAACUAUAACAAAUUGAUAAAUUAUUUAAAUAUUUGAUGUACAUUAAACCAAAUUUUAAAAAGAAAAUCUGGGCAUAUUUGCAACUUAAGGACUAAAGAGAAAAAAAUAUGCAGACACAAACUAGAUGCAAGUUAAUAAAAAUAAGUUUGUCGCAUUCACAAAAACCUUAAAACUGACGCAAAACAAUUGUUGGUAAACUAUAAAAUGAAUCCAAAAGUAACUUGACCAACGGGAUUGAAUAAUAAUAAUUUUAUUUUUUCAAAUUUUAAUUCUACAUAGUUUAAAAAAUAUCACUUACAUAGUUUCAAAAAUAUCAGUUUAGUUACUGCAGAAGCACGUAAAAUGGAAUAUAAAUUAUAGACACAAAAAAUUUACAGUAAAAUAAAAUGAUAUUAAAAAAUAUAAAUAGUUAAAAUAAUAACAAUUCAAUGGCUAAUAUAAGAAAUAGGAAGAAGAAGCUAACUACUUGGCCAAAAACCUUUCUACAAUUUCAAAUCAUUACUAAAUAUGAUAAUCUCAAAGGGUACUAAUCUUAAUAUGAAAUUAAAAUUUUCAUGAUUUGAAUCACCUAAAAUCAUAAGUUUCUAUUAUUUUGUGUUCAAUUCUCGUCAAAAAAUUGAAACUGAUGUAAAUAUCAGUUUUCUGUUUGGUUUGACUGCUUCACAAUAUUUGGCAUCUUUGCUAUAUUGUAUGCAUUUCGUUUUAAAUAUUUA
This is a messenger RNA of Brassica napus (rape), 2920 nucleotides long. Its product is annotated as 14 kDa proline-rich protein DC2.15-like. The record is from RefSeq and is a predicted model, not a curated record. Bases 1174 to 1509 code for a protein of 111 amino acids. The transcript has a single exon. Lineage: Eukaryota; Viridiplantae; Streptophyta; Magnoliopsida; Brassicales; Brassicaceae.